AUAUGAAAUGAAAUUUAAAUUCUUAUCUAGCUAUCUUCAUAGAUAUUAGACACAAUGUUUACCAUCUGCAAAGAUUACUAUUGCUCUAUCUGUCUGGAAAAUUAACACGCAUUUCUUGAUAAAGUGUAAUAUACUUUGUAUGGUGAAAAUACUUUCAGAAAUGGAUAACGAUACUCCCGUUAUAUAUGGACUUGAAUUUCAAACUAGAGCACUGUCAGCUCAAACAGCCGAGACAGAUAUUGUAAGAUUCUUGGUAGGAACGCAGUCUUUAAAAUUCAGUAACAACCAAGUUCACUUAGUGGAGCUUAACGAGGAAACAGGCAAUUUAAAGACUCAAGUGUUCCAGCAUUCAAUAGGAGAAAUUUGGUCUUUACAGGCUUCUCCAACUGAAUCUGAUGUAUUUAUUACAUGUUACAAUAGUUUAAGUGAGGAAGGUAUCUGCCGGAUGAAAGGAGCACUUUGGAAAUUCCCUGAGAUAAAAGAGUACACUAACGAUAUUCUUCAGCUCAAUAAAUUAGCUGAUAUUGAUACGACUCCAUAUGGUACUGAUCUCAAAACUAUUGCCUAUCACCCUAUGGAUAGCAAGAAAAUAGUGUCAGUAGUAGAUAAUAAUUUUGUUUUGUGGGAUCUAACUGAAGGACCACGGGUGACAGUAGCGGGCACUUUAGCAGGCAAGGGUCAGCCACGAUUUACGAAUGGUAAAUGGAAUCCUCAUAAUGGUGCUAAUCAGUUUGUAACCCUGAAUGAUAACAAUGUUCGUGGAUGGGAUUUUAGGAGUCCAGCCAAUGCCGCUUGGUCUAUUUUAUCUGCACAUUCGCAAAUUAUUAGGGAUUUGGAUUUCAAUGCAAAUCGUCAGUAUUUUCUAUCUACUUGCGGUGAUGAUGGAUACAUGAAGUUCUGGGAUAUCCGACUACCCACGGAACCAGUGUUGUCACGUAUGGAACAUUCACACUGGGUGUGGAACAUAAGGAUUAACCGUUUUCAUGAUCAACUCGUUUUAACGUCUAGCAGUGACUCCAGAGUGAUAUUAUGCAGUAUUGCAUCCAUAUCGUCUGAACCGUUCGGUCAUUUGAUAUCAGACGAAUCUUCGCAAAACGAAGAAUCUUAUGGAAAAAAAAAAUUAGAAGACGGUUUGGUAGGAAGAUACGAGGAGCAUGAAGACAGUGUAUAUGCAGUAGAAUGGUCGUCUGCUGAUCCUUGGACUUUCGCGUCUCUCAGUUACGAUGGUCGAUUGGUUCUGAAUAAAGUACCGCGUAAAUAUAAAUAUCAAAUACUUCUAUAAAUAUGUAAUAUAUUUAGCGAAAAAUAAUAUUAUA
Messenger RNA from Atta colombica, 1316 nucleotides. RefSeq names its product protein TSSC1. The record is from RefSeq and is a predicted model, not a curated record. Gene Ontology annotation, molecular function: protein binding. Bases 140 to 1282 code for a protein of 380 amino acids. Gene Ontology annotation, biological process: protein ubiquitination. The transcript has 6 exons. Lineage: Eukaryota; Metazoa; Arthropoda; Insecta; Hymenoptera; Formicidae.